Molecule: messenger RNA, 1003 nt
Organism: Rhizophagus irregularis DAOM 181602=DAOM 197198
Lineage: Eukaryota; Fungi; Glomeromycota; Glomeromycetes; Glomerales; Glomeraceae
Source: RefSeq, a predicted model, not a curated record
AUAACAAAUGAUGAGAACUUUCAUUAAUAAUCAAAAUCAUACUUUAUUUAAAAAAAUUUUAAAACCACGUUCAAUAAUAAUAUCACGAUUUUUAACUAUAAAAUCAAUAAAUCAAAAUGAUAAAGAUAUAUCUAGUCAAACUGAAGAUGAAUAUAAUGAAAUUUUAAAAACACAUCAAAUUCCUGGUAGAUAUCUCCAUUAUUUUAAGAAAAAUGGAAGGCAAUUAAAGAAGGAAUCUCAAUUCGGAGAUGAGGCUAUUACUAAAAUUUCAGCAAGAAAAUUACGUUCUGGACAUACAGUUACUGACGUGAAAGAAAGUAAUAAUGAAGAUAAUGUCGAUUCUUUAUUAUCUUUUAAGGGUUUUUCUAGAGCGCAACAAAAUAUCGCCCAAAGAUUAUCUCGAGCAAUAAUAAAAUGCAAUGAUGAUGUACCUCAUAAUCAUUUAACUUCUACCUUUGUACGGAUUAUGAAUAUCGAUGUAUCACCCGAACUUAAUUUUGCUAGAGUUUGGUGGAAACCUGAUCCACAAAAAGGAAUUAACAAGGUAAGAUACAAAUUAUUUUUCAAAAUAUUUUUAAUUGUGCAAUUUUAAUUUCUUUAAUACCAAAUUUUGAAAGUCAAAAAUAGAUAAUACAAUGAAUAAAUAUUCAACUAAAUAUCGGAAUAUUUUGCAACGUGCCAUGCACAUGAGAAAUCCGCCAAAAAUAAUUUUUUUGCGUUAUGAUGAAGCACUUGGAAAUAUAAAUGAACUUUUAGAUAAGAUUGAAGAAGAAUUGAAAGUAAAGGAUAAUGAAGUUGACAAUUGAGAAAUCCCAACUCAAAAUUUUAAUCGCCAUCACAUGACUUUCCAAAGCUUGUUUUAAAUUAUUUUAUUAUAAUAAUAAAUUUUAAUAACAAAUUUCCAUACAAAAUGAAUGUAAAAAAUAGUAAAAGUAGUAAAAUCAAUAAUUGAUGAAUGAUUGCUAUAAUAGCAGUUGUAUUAUAUAAUAAUUAUCUGUUAUAA